GCGAUCUUCAACUCGAGUACGACUUUGACGGUGCUUCCUGUUCGAGCUUGAGGUCUUCUACUUGAUAGAGAUGCUUGUUUCUAUGGAGCCCUCCAACACAGAAGUAGUCUCAUUCCUCUAGUAGUCGUCUCCUCCACCUGUGACGAUUUCCCUAAUCAUCUCCUAGUUCUAGAUCAUUGAGUUCACCUCGAAAACUGAAAAAAAUGGCAGAGGGUAUCAAACAGCCUGCUGCAUCAGGUGCUUCAGGAGGUGUCUUUGCCUCUGACUCGAAGGGCGUUGGCGAUGUACCGACUCAAUCUCACACUACUUCCUCUCCUUCUUCCGACGUAGAAGCAGAGGGAUCAAUUAAGGCAGUUGUUCUACAACUUGUUUCUUUCUUUUAAGUAAAAUAGUUCCUUGAAUUCUAACGCCAAUGAGAUUGUUCUACUUGUGGAUCUAAUUGACUCAUUGUGAUUGUCUUCAAUCGACAUGAGGUGAAGGGAAACCAACAUGAAGGUGUUUAUGUGCGAACUCUGAUUACCAUUUUCACGACAACCUCCGACGAGGAACAACUUUUCGAUCUUUGGGUAUGCAUUAUAUUGUUCGUGCGCUCUAAUUCAAGAGAAGAGAGUAGUAGUAAAGGCGCUUCAUCUCCUGGAGCAUCCGCGCAAGACGAUGCUGCUGCACAAGCUAGCACAUCGGGGAAUGCUUUAUGGGUGAGGGUGAACCUGCAAUUUCAUAAACUGCAAAUACACCUAGUGAAAGCAAGCAUGAAAGCAUCAAUCCUUGACCCUGAGUCAAGCAUAGUUUUCAUCACAGUUUUUUUUUUUACUACAGUAUUUCGUUCCUUCCACAGCCAUACAUGAUGAUACUAGCAUGAUGUUCUAAAGAAGCCGGCGGCCGCAUCAGCUGCCACCGCUGCUAAUGGGGCUUACUCGUUGCCAGUGAGCAUGGAACCUUACACCAUCCUCGAAGAAGCAACGCAGAGGAUCAUCAACAAUACUCAACUUUGCGGUAUCGGGAUACGGGAAUGCAUGGAAAGGAGUCGAGUACUAAAAUUUGAUUAGAACAAAACGACACACGUCGACAUCUUGAUGGUAAAAAGCAAGAUGUUGAAGAUUGCAGCUUCUGCUUCUCGAUGACUGCUUAUGAUUCUGUCGUCGAAAAAUGUGAGUUCAUUCUUUUUUCUUCCGAUAUUCAAGAACAGUACAACUACGACCCCUAAAACGAUGAAGAUCAUACUUCUUCAUCUAGAACAAGAAAGUACAAAGAACCCUACCCACACCAAAAAAUAACAGAUACAGUACACUACAGGCUCGUCCACUCACACCACAUAAAAAGGUCCGCCUACAAGAGCAUUUGUUACUGCGAAAACGGCAAUGCGAAGAUGCUGACACUGACAGCGAAGACGAAGAUUUCGUGGAUUAUCGGAAAAACCUCAACCAAUAUUUGCAAGAAAAGUGGACGAAAAAAGUACCUACUUCGACUUCUUGUAGUUUUUGUAAGGUUCUAAGGUUCUUCAAGGUUCAAGGUCGUAACAAGGACUUGAUGAUUAAUAUGACUUGGUUAUGUUGAUUUGAAGAUUUUUUCGGACUCUGUAGCUAGGAUUAAGUUGUCCAUGUCGUCGGUCGGUCUAAUAAAUAUUAUGGAUGAUUCAUUGCCGUAGCUUGUUUCAUCGCGUUUGCAUUCUUGGUAUACAACAAAUUCAGGAUGAUAAUCACGAUGGUACUACUUUGUUGUGGGUUAGUAGUUUCUCGUGUAGCCUAGUAACAAUGAUACUUUUCUCCCACCACUCUUCAUUUUCUACAGCACCAGCAAGACUUGGAGAAGGAGACGAAGCCGAUUUUCGAGUUCAUUGUUAAGGCUACCUUCGCUGAUCCAUCCCUAAGCCUAGGCACAGUAGUUGGCUUGGCAUCCCUCACCGUCAAGGUCAACAAGAAUGAGAAUGACGGAUAUGAUACGAUAGAUACAAGGACACGUCGAGAUCCACAAGAACCACCGGAAAAAAACUACUUACAUACAUACAAGUGAAAAUCCGCAUCAACACUACACGGGGAUCGAUUAGUAGUAAUUCGAGCUCUAACAUCGAUAGCUUCUUGACAUUAGCACAACAGUUGGAGUUUGUUGCGAGUCAGAUCAACGAACGAAGUGGAGAACUUGCGGAAAACGUCACGAAUUGUUAUGCCUCAACGCGUUAUAUUAUUCAUGUCUUCUGGGUCUGCUUACUGCUAUUGUAGGUUGCCUCGUCAGAGUAUCUUCUUUUCAACUUCCAGGAAAGAGCUUUCUAGGACACAUUCUACUCUUCUAGCAAGUUGUUCAAAGGAAAAAAGGAAAAUCUCCAUCUUCGUGUACAUGUUGAGAAUUUCCUUUUUUUGAGGUAUUGCUUUAAGACCUGUGCAGCGCAGAAUUCGGAUGGACGAAGCAUGUUCAGACACUUCAAUAUCGUGGCUACGAAUGCAGGCACAAACAAGCACUCGCCGUCGCAAAUAACAAUAGAGUCAAGUACUUCUUCUAUUGUGCUUGAUCAUUUUUGGGUUUGGAUUCGUCUAAUAUUUUGCAUUUGAUGCUUCGAGCAACAUGAUGUUCUACUCACUAUAGAUACCAAACAACAGUAGAACAUACUUACACACUACGACUACUAGUGACAACAGAUUUUUUAUGUUUACCCAUUUCAUCUCUGUAUUCUUCUGAGGGUGCAACUCCAUGAUGAUGACGAUGGAAAAAAAUAAUAAUCACGACCAGGCAACAGAUGCUGCUCAUUGGUGAAGAGCAAAAAGCAAGUUGGUUUUCAAGACGUGGGAAGAGUCUCGAAAAACUCGCUGAGGACCAGCAUCAACAUCAGCAGAAGAUUGCUGACUUAGUUAUGACGAGCAAAAGACCGAGACAUCUCUUGAAGAACCAACUGAUCACCAACAGUUGUCCAAGUCCACUAAAUCAAACGAGAUCAACUACAUCGACGAAACCAGGACACGGUCAUAGAAAUAGAUCUUCUUCUUGUCCCCACGUCUUUGCUUGCCUUCACCUCCUUGCCGCCUCCACUUACCUGCCCCCACCCUCCUUCCUGCCCCCACCUCCCUACAUUAGGUUGAAGUCGUUAUCUACAAAUAUUGAUGAAAACCGCCUCAAUAUCAGCUGGUGGCCGCUUCACCCUUGUUAGCGCCAGUGCUUUGUUCAACAGCAUUCUCUUCAUUUUUGUCCAGAAGACUAAGUGGACAUGACGAGGAUAGCCACAGUACCAGUAGAGACAGAAUCAAGAACAUCAGCAGAAGAUUAAGUAGACAUGACGAGGAUAGCCACGGCGUGAUUUUCUGUUCUCUCUCUAACAUCAAAGAGCAGAUGGAGACCCUCGAAGCUACGAAGAGCAAGCUUUUGCCGCAGAUUCAGGAGGAUCUCGAUGCCAAAAAAGGAGCCAUCCAGAGCUCUGUGCGGCAGCUCUCGUUACUAGGAAACUUCGUGGUAGGAUACAAGACCGAUCCGGAAGAAUUAAAGCUCAAAGCCGCAUCUGCAUCUUCCGAAAAGACUGAUUGUUCAAACACAGUAGAUAAGAUCGAUGUAGUAGAAUCUGAGUCGGGAUCAUCAACAACACAACAUCGACCUCCUGGUGGUCCUUCUGGUAGUGCUGCUCUUGACAACAUCAAUAAAGCCUCUUCUGGUAAUACCGCAACUACCGAUCACGGUGCUCUUGUGCGAGAACAAGCAGUUGUCCAAAAAGAGCAACCCGAUGUGAUAAAGGAAGAUGAGAAUCUUCAACGCGACGGGGUACCCUCGUCUUCUAGUAAACAAACACUGGCGACUCCUGCUCAUGUCGUAGAAGCGGCAUCUUCUUCAUCUUAUGACUUUCGUAGAUAGUGUGCGUUUUCGUUUUCGUCGUGUUGAGUCGUCCACUACUUGCACAACAUUACCAUUAUCCUUCAUCUCAGUCUCACAGAUGUACAUCUAUUGAUUCUACUCGGGAUAGUCACAGUUGUGAAGAUUACAAUCGAAUGUACUUCGAGGAGGAUUUUCUGAUCUGUUGACACUCUCUUUUGAAGAAAACUCCGAAUCCCUUGCACCGUGUUCUUCUCCUUCUUCAUGUUGCACAGGUCGCUCCAGCAAUAGCUGCUCCACCGUCACAAACACAAUCAGUUUCGAGUGCUAGCGGCGCAACUACGCAGCUCACAUAUGAGCUACCGGGAACCACAGCCACGACAUCAGCCGUACCAGCUUUCACCCCACAAGCCCGAAUGGUAGAAGCGUCACCUACUUUAUGACCGGCAGAUUCAUACCAUAGGAAUACAGAUGAAGCUAGUAGAUUCAUACCAUAGGAAUACAGAUGAACUAGGAUUGAUUCUUGUUGGAGUAGAUACAGUCAGAAUCAAUUUACUGUCUUUCGAAUAAAGCCUUUUAUUUUCUGUGAUUGAGUUUUCAGAGUUUCAGACUUUCUGAAGUUCGGAGUGAACCCUCUUUGGCAGGAAAGCAUACCUCUAACGACUCCUGGAGGUGAGAUGUCAUCUUCGGCAACCGAGGAGGAGGAGGCAGACACACUACCGGGUGGCGAGGCAACAAAUUCUUCUUCCGCUAGGAGCUCAUCUUCCAUAAUUAAAACACGUCGAUGCUGGUAGAUCAUCAUGCUGACCAGCACAAAGAUAAAAAUGAAGCCCAUAGUAACACCAGUGUCAUAGUGACCAAACUGUAAUUAAAAAUCGACUACAUGUGAAUCAUUGACAUUGAAUGUUAGAAACUUGACGUCAUAAGCAGAUUUCCAAAUGGGAUGACUACCUCUAAAAUCUUCAACGGCGCACAAGGCGGGAAGAAAAAGAGCAAAAACGCGAAGAAUAAACGAAAGUUAGGACCUAUGUCUAAGUCUAACUGCACCUACUCCUACAGUAGUAGCCGUUCGUAGUAUUUUGGUUUCUUUUGAGAAUUUUCUCGUAUAAUCAGGAGCAUGGGCUACAAGUACGACGUCUAGCUUAACGACCUUAGUUUCGUCUAAAAUAUGGUAGCGGAGCAAGCGGCGCAAGCAGUUCUUCCUCAGCACGGAUCCAAAACGCAGCAAAGGAUCCACUCUCUUGAUGGACUAAGGGAGAUUGUCAUCGCACGCCGAAUGACGAAUGGCGAUGCUCGUCAUGACCAAGACAGCGAGCGUGAGAAUCUCUUUAAUAGCAACAUAGAUUCUACGUAGAAGAAGUAGAUGAAGGAACAACUCUCCUGUAUAAUAUUGUAGUCUACUUGUGUUCCUCCUGUAGAAGAUUCUGAUUAGGUGAUGAAAUCUAUCAAAUGUUGGUGAAAUCGCCAUACAACUGCUUUAAAGACGAGUCUGCUUGUGUCAUUGCAUCAACCAGGAGGAGAAGCAUUUACAUUUUUGAAGAUGAACAAUGUAGUGCUAGUUGACAAUAUCAGGCGAAGAUGGCUGCAAAACCUUUCAACGAAAGAUGGGAAGAUCACAUUUAACAUCUUCGUGUUGAACAUGUUGAUAUGAUGUUGAAAUACAUGAUGAAAAAUGAAACUAGCAGCACCAAGCCAAAAACUUUUAGGACGAAUUAGAUAGUUACACUCCCUUUUGGCAUCGAUUUUCAUGACGUGUUCAGGUGGACCCUCACAGUGCCUAGAAACACAAAACAUAGAAAGAAUGAAACUGCUUAAAGAUGUCAACAAGAAGAGGCAAGUGGUCGUGCACAAACAGGAAUACAAACACAACAGGUGAAGCAAGUAGUAGUAAUAGGGGAAGGACGAGGUGGAAAAGGAAAAGUAG
Amoebophrya sp. A25 is the source of this 5710-nucleotide messenger RNA. The record is from the annotation of a GenBank genome assembly. Lineage: Eukaryota; Dinophyceae; Syndiniales; Amoebophryaceae.